Molecule: messenger RNA, 1173 nt
Organism: Fonsecaea multimorphosa CBS 102226
Lineage: Eukaryota; Fungi; Ascomycota; Eurotiomycetes; Chaetothyriales; Herpotrichiellaceae
Exons: 2
Coding region: 1-1173 (390 amino acids)
Source: RefSeq, a predicted model, not a curated record
AUGGCGCUUACCGUCCCUAAAACCUUACUGAUCUUGCUGUCCCUAGCCGGCUUCUGGACGCUUUGGGGCUUUCCGUAUCAAAAUGGACUGCUCAAGAUCCUGGGCCAGCAAUCACAGCCCGGCGCCGUCAUCCCUGGUCCAACUUCAGCUCCGAUGAAGCAGACUUACACGGGCAUUGGUCCGAUCGAUAAGCAAUUGACGACCCUGGUCAGCUUCUUCUACACAGCCAUUGAUGGCAAUCGAGCAGACGUGUCCCUGUCUUUCCUCUACCUUGGAGGCCAGGUCCUUGCCUCUUGGGUCUUGAUUAUGGUGGAGGGACUUAGAAAUGGCAAUCAAGGCAAAUUCCUGCUCACCGCGACCACAUUGCUUGGCAUUGGUGUCGCCAUUGUAGGCUAUGCCUGCGUCGCACCCUUGUGGUUUGCUCUGCACCUGUGGACGUCACCUACAAUAGUGAACCCCAAGGACUAUCAGCUUGAUGUCGAUGUCCCAAUCCAAAUCGCCAUUGCACCCAUCAGCAUCCUUGUCGGAUUUGGGCUUCCAUCCCUGCUGAUGUGCCUCCCAGCCCCUACUGUGGUUUCAUUUGAGACGAAGCAGACGUGGACCGGUAUUCAGCAAGGCUGGUCCAUCUGGAUUGGGCUGACCCAACUUAUCUUGACCACGCUGGCCCAGCGUAUUGAUCAACGGGCCUCUAUCUUGACCGAGAACGAUAAGCGUUUGAAGAGCGCCCAGUAUCUCCGACUGGCAUACGCGUUUGCAAUCAUGUCAUCGGCUGGAUCCCACCUAGCGGCGCUGAGCUUGUCCACACUGGCUUAUCUGUUUCCCGUCCUGUUUAGCUCCACCUACCUCCCGCAGCUUCAGCCCGCCAGGAUUUUUGUUCCUGUCGUCCCAUUUGGACAGCCACAGGUCAAGACUCUGGCCGACGGAGCAUUGUGGUUUCUUCAAUGGGACAUUGUCGUCGGGGUCUCCGCCUCGCUUCUGUGGGGUUUGACAGUGCGAGAUGCGAGCAAACACGGGAAGGCCACCAUCGGUCAGACCUUGCUCGGAGUGGUCAAAGCCAUUCUUUUGGCAGGGUUGCUCGGUCCGUGUGGUGCUGCUGCUGUAGCCAUCUGGACACGUGAUGAACUCGUCUUGGGGCGAUCCAAUGCUGAGGGCAAGAAAGACAAAAGGACCUGA